This is a messenger RNA of Condylostylus longicornis, 1721 nucleotides long. RefSeq lists its product as uncharacterized. Lineage: Eukaryota; Metazoa; Arthropoda; Insecta; Diptera; Dolichopodidae. The record is from RefSeq and is a predicted model, not a curated record. The transcript has 9 exons. The coding region runs from base 319 to 1518 and encodes 399 amino acids.
CUAAUUAAACGAUGUGAGCGCCUCUAUAAAAGUUUUUUUUGUUAAGAAAUAAAAAAAAUUAAAAAAAUAUAUUCAAUAUUUUUAGCUAUUAUAAAAUUUUAAAAACUAAUAAAAUUCAUUAAUUUUUAUUUUAUCUGUGUUUCUUUGUUUUUCAAUAAAAGUGAAUUAAAAAUUAAAUUUUAGUUUAAAAUCAAAAUACGAAGUUAAAUUUUUGUAAAAACAAACAAAAGAUUUCAACGCAACAAUCAUUAGCAUAAGAAAAGGGGGAAAAAAUAAUAAAAAAUAAUAAAACUUGAAAAAUAUUUUUUUAUAUGAGUCAUGACGCAAUAUUCAAUUUUAAUAUGUUUAAUUUUUUAUUUUUCAAUAGAAAAGGUUCUUUGCCAGGAACCUGCAAUCGAAUUCAGUCCACAUAUAUCAGCAACAUGUAAAGGUAGUACAAUGAAUAUUAAAGCUGAAAUGAAUAUGCCAUAUACAGGUGUAAUUCAUGCUAGAGAUUAUAGAACACCAAAAUGUAUGGCAUAUGGUAAUGGUUCAACAUCUGUUAAUUUAACAAUAAAUUUAACAUCUAAACCAUCAUUACCGGAUUUUUGUGGUGUACUUGUAAGCAAUACAAAUGAACAACAAUCUCAAGAACGAUCAAUACAAUUAGCGGUACGUGUACAUAGAACGCUUGAAUUAGCCGAUGACAAAUUUUAUGUGAUAACAUGUGGUAAAGCAGCAUAUUCAAGAAACAGCAAUUCACAAGUAAUUUUGAAAUUAAUUAAAAAUGAACGGAGAAUUAGAGAAGCAAUCUACGGACAUGAUUACAAUUUAAGAGCAGAAAUUUUAGAACCUAAAAAAACAAAUGGAAUCAGGGUAACAAAUUGUUUUGCUUUUGAUAAAAAAAAUUUCAAUUUAACAUUGAUUGAUAGUGAUGGGUGUCCUGUUGAUUCCAUUAUGUCAUCAUUCCGACCGAAUAGUGAUGGAAAAACAGCUGAUGCUUAUAUUAAAUCUAUGUUUAAAUUCCCAGACGAUUCUGAAGUACAUUUGCAAUGUGAUGUGUCAUCAUGUGAAGAAAGUUGUUUUCAAGAACCAAAUUGCAAUAAUGUAGCUAUUGCCGGUGUUGGUGGUGCAGUUGGUACAAAAACAACAACUGUAAAAGAGAAUAGCGAUGCAAUGUUAUUGGGAGCAACAACAGUUUUUGUUUUAGAUCCAGCAGAAAACUUAGUAAGUGCAGAAAUUUGUGAAGAAGGUGGUAUUCGUCCAAAAUGGUUACUUUGGUUGACAAUUGCAAUAUGUGUUCUAUUUUUAAUAAUGUUACUAAUGAACAUUUUCUUGUGUACAGCAAUGACUUGCAGUUGUGCACGUACUGAGAUAAUUGAAAAAGAUCCAUCAAUAAUUGAAGAAUAUGAUCCAUAUAGAAGUUGGCAUGGUAGCCAAUAUGGAUCAAGAUAUUCUUUACAAGCAAGGGAUAUGGCUAAUAAAGGAUAUACAAGCGGAGGUUCAACAAUACAUUCUAAUCGAUCAGAUCGAUUUUAGAGACUUGAAAAAAAAAAACUAAUUUUUUUUUUUAAGUAAAGCAUGUAAAACAUAAUAGUGAUUCAAAUUAAAUUGUACUAACUAGAUUAACUCUUUUACUAUACUUUUUAAUAUGUAAUGUAAAAAUGUAAAAUAUAUGAACAAUAUAUUAAGCAAAAAUUUUUAAAAAUUAGGAGAAUGAAUACAUAAUAUUGCCAAAAACA